GUCCGGAGUUAUCGGGUAAGCUAAGUGGCUCACAUCAUCCAACCAAUCGUAUCAACAGAUCCUAAAUUAGAGUUCAGAAAACACCUUACUACUCGGUCAUCGUGCAAUAGUAUCUGGUUAUUCUUUGUUCUGGCUGACGAUCACCCUUGCAUCACAUACCCUGAACAUGUCGAAGUUCAUUGCCGAGACGUGGAGCCCGAUUACCAAGCCAGGACUACCAUCGACACCAUAAAGAUCGAAGAACAGUUGAGGUCUUGAAACUAUAAAAUCCCAUAUGAAGCAUAUGUCCAGGCUUUGUAAAUAUGAUACUUAUCCGCUCUUUACUUGUUCAUCAAAUAACGAUUACAACACCUCCAACAUGUCUCGCUACGCCGAAGCCCACGCCAACCCCCAAGGUCCUGGUGAUGCAAGACCAACAGCGCUUCAAAUCGUUAAAGAUGAAAACCUCCUAAACAAACUCACCGACAAAGUCGUCCUUAUCACAGGCGGCAAUCAAGGCAUCGGACUAGAAACCGCUCGAGCUCUCCACGCAACUGGAGCGACGGUCUAUAUCACCGCCCGGUCUCCAGAAAAGAUCCAGCAGGGCAUCAAUGACAUCAUUUCAUGGCCGGAAGCAAAGUCGGAGGCACCUGUCCACGGAAUUGAACUCAGGCUUGACUCGUUGAAGUCUGUACGAGCCGCUGCCAAAGGCUUCCUGGCCAAGGUUGAUAAGCUGAACAUUCUUAUCCUCAAUGCAGGAGUCAUGGCUACUCCCGAGGGGAGAACUGAGGAUGGUUUCGAGACGCAGUUUGGAACCAAUCAUCUUGGACAUUUCCUCUUCUUUCGGCUUCUCAAACCGGCCCUUCUGGCAGCCACCACGCCAUCCUUCCAAUCUCGUGUCAUCUCCGUUGCGUCAAAAGCUCACCGCUUUGGAGCUAUUCGCUGGGAUGACUUUAACUUCGAAAAGGAGGCUUACAAUCCCUGGCUAGCAUAUGGUCAAUCCAAAACAGCGAAUAUCUACUUCGCAGCCGAGCUUGACAGGCGAUAUGCAGAUCAAGGUCUUCAUGGCUUGUCAGUGCAUCCUGGGUAUAUACUUACCAACUUGGGGAAGCAUAUUGACCUGGACACGCUUGACUUGGAUGGGCCGUUGAAGAAUGCUUUGAGGAACAAAGCCCAGGGCGCUGCUACGACUGUUUAUGCGGCAGUGAGUAAAGAUUGGGAAGGUCGUGGUGGGAAGUAUCUGGCUGAUUUUGUGGAGGAAAGACAGGUGAGGCCGGGUGUAGAGCCGACGUCGCCUGAACUUGGACAUGCUGCGUGGAUCUAUGACGAGGAAGCAGAACGAAAGCUCUGGGAGUUGUCCGAGGGACUUGUUGGCUGGCAAAAUGGCCCGGAGUAAAAGGCAGAUCACUUUGGAAGACAUGCCUUCGCUAGAUUGGGUAGUCGGAACUCCCAGAGCCCUGUUUACCUUGGCUGCAUAAUCUUGGGACUUCUGAGUUGCAGUGGCCAUAGUUAAGCCAUAGCCCUUUUAUGCGAGUGUUACAAUAUAGGCAUCGUUAUCCGUGAGUGCUAGACCUCAGUGAGUAUUUG
This is a messenger RNA of Fusarium redolens, 1566 nucleotides long. RefSeq lists its product as uncharacterized. The transcript has a single exon. The record is from RefSeq and is a predicted model, not a curated record. Lineage: Eukaryota; Fungi; Ascomycota; Sordariomycetes; Hypocreales; Nectriaceae. The coding region runs from base 275 to 1375 and encodes 366 amino acids.